This is a messenger RNA of Drosophila eugracilis, 517 nucleotides long. It is a transcript of the gene RpL36A, whose product is annotated as 60S ribosomal protein L44. Gene Ontology annotation, cellular component: cytosolic large ribosomal subunit; ribosome. Gene Ontology annotation, molecular function: structural constituent of ribosome. The transcript has 3 exons. NCBI's taxonomy places the organism in Eukaryota, Metazoa, Arthropoda, Insecta, Diptera, Drosophilidae. The record is from RefSeq and is a predicted model, not a curated record. The coding region runs from base 101 to 415 and encodes 104 amino acids. Gene Ontology annotation, biological process: translation.
UAUUGAAGAAGUUCGAUAUAUCGAUAGUUCUACAUAUGGUUUGACAGCACUGUUCCACCUCUAGAUAAGUUCCUUCUUUUUUCGCUUUCCUGAAAUCAAGAUGGUGAACGUACCCAAGCAACGCCGCACCUUCUGCAAGAAGUGCAAGGUCCACAAGCUGCACAAAGUGACGCAGUACAAGAAAUCCAAGGAGCGUAAGGGUGCUCAGGGUAGGCGUCGUUACGACAGGAAGCAGCAGGGUUUCGGAGGUCAGACCAAGCCCAUCUUCAGGAAGAAGGCCAAGACCACCAAAAAGAUUGUGCUGCGUAUGGAAUGCACUGAGUGCAAGUACCGCAAGCAGACUCCCCUGAAGCGUUGCAAGCACUUCGAGCUGGGCGGUGACAAGAAGCGCAAGGGACAGAUGAUCCAGUUCUAGGCUCCUUCUUUAAACCGAUACAUUUUGCUAACGAAGUGGUUUUAAGUUGUUUUUACGCUGCUUUAUGGUGGCAAAUAAAACAAAAUAAACUUGUAGACGUAA